This is a messenger RNA of Fusarium verticillioides 7600, 468 nucleotides long. RefSeq lists its product as hypothetical. Bases 1 to 468 code for a protein of 155 amino acids. The record is from RefSeq and is a predicted model, not a curated record. The transcript has a single exon. Lineage: Eukaryota; Fungi; Ascomycota; Sordariomycetes; Hypocreales; Nectriaceae.
AUGGCUCAGGAUCACCUUGAAGAAUACGUCUGUGUCACACGCGAGAUCAACGCCCCUAUCGCCGGGGUUUGGGGCAUGAUUGCUGGCUUUGGGGCCGAGAAAGCAUGGUACCCGGGUUGCCUUAGUCUCUCUGUUGAAGGCUUUGACAUCGGCAGCAUUCGCACUUUUGAAUACGAGUAUCCUGAAGGAGAGCAUAAGGGAGAGCGCUAUACAUUCUCAGAGGAGAUGACCGAAGUUGACGCGGCGAACCACUCUAUGACGUUCAGAGUGCGCAGGCCUGACUAUCCUGAUGUGAUCGCCUAUGGAACUACGGUUCUGGAUUCUUUGGGACCCAACAAGAUGCAAUUCCGCUGGCUUGCGAAUGGCAGCCCAUUGCCCGAUGCGUACAUGGCAAAUCUUCGAAAAGAUCUCGCCUUUCGAUUCAACCAACUUAUUGAUGUUAUUGCUGCUGUAGUAGAGUCAAAGUGA